Molecule: messenger RNA, 8086 nt
Organism: Salvelinus fontinalis (brook trout)
Lineage: Eukaryota; Metazoa; Chordata; Actinopteri; Salmoniformes; Salmonidae
Product: inactive dipeptidyl peptidase 10-like
Exons: 26
Coding region: 246-2630 (794 amino acids)
Biological process (GO): proteolysis
Molecular function (GO): dipeptidyl-peptidase activity; serine-type peptidase activity
Source: RefSeq, a predicted model, not a curated record
GGGGGGGGGGGUUACCUUUUCUUCAUAUAUGCUUCUUUGAAAUGCGAGCUGCGGUAGAUUUCUUGAAAUCGUGAUGCCCCCUACUUGACUUGGGUGAACAUUUCUGGAUUGUGUUGUGUGUCAAGCCCCUCGCCAUUCUCUGGGUUGAUACGUAGAUACAUCAGCUACCCCGAAAGGUCUGUGCAUACAUUGCACACAUUAUCGAGUCCAUCUGACCGAGGAGGUCCGAAAAUCAAGAUUCCACAAUGACAGCUUCAAAGGAAGGAGAGGAGGACUUUGUGCAAGUAAGCCCCGAAUCAAGGAACUACAAAGGAAUAGCCAUCUCCCUGCUGGUCAUAGUGGCAGUUUGCUCCCUCAUCACCAUGUCUGUCUUUGUUCUCACGCCAGUGGAACUUCCUGGUGUGGCUAACUCCAGACUUACUGUGCUGGACCUGUUUAAACCAGAGUUCUCCGUGCACGAUCCUGAGGCCAGGUGGAUAAGUGAUUCAGAGGUUUUGUACAGGAACAGAGACGGCCACGUCAUCAAGUUCAACUUUGCUUUAAACGAAACAGAAAUGAUCCUGAGAAAUAUCACGUUUGUGUCUUUCAAAGUUGCCAAAUAUUCCCUCUCUCCAGACAUGAAAUAUGUGCUAUUUGCUUACGAAGUGAAACAGGUAUAUAGACAUUCCUAUACUGCAUCGUACAUUGUUUACAACAUCCACACAAGAGAGGUGUGGGAAUUGAAUCCUCCGGAGGUCCAGAAUGCAGUGCUCCAGCAUGCAGCGUGGGGUGUGAAGGGACAGCAGCUGAUCUACAUCUUUGAAAACAACAUCUAUUACCAAUCAGAUGUGCAGAGCAAUUCUCUUCGGAUUACUUCGUCGGGAGAGGAAGGAGUCAUAUUUAAUGGAAUCGCUGACUGGCUGUAUGAAGAGGAGAUUCUGCAGUCACACAUAGUACACUGGUGGUCACCUGACGGAGAGAGACUGGCCUUCCUCAUGAUCAAUGAUACCCUGGUACCCAACAUGUUCCUGCCACGGUUCACUGGCAGCCCCUACCCCAGAUCACAGGAGUACCCAUACCCCAAGGCUGGCCAGCCCAACCCUACAGUCAGGCUGUUGGUGGUGAACCUGUACGGUCCCACACACACUCAGGAGCUGGUACCACCUGAUGGCCUGAGAGGAAGAGAACACUAUGUGAGUAUGGUGAAGUGGAUCAGCAACACCCAUGCAGCGGUUCGAUGGCUCAACCGGCCCCAGAACUUGUCCUUCCUCACUGUGUGUGACGCCACCGUUGGAUCCUGUGUACAGAAACAUGAGGAAGCUUCAGAUCUCUGGCUCACCAGACAGAACCAGGAGCCAGUGUUUUCAAAGGACGGGAGCAGGUUUUUCCUGACCAUACCGGUGAAGCAGGGGGGACAAGGAGACUUUCAUCAUAUUGCCAUGCUCACCAAAUCGUUCAGAAGUGAUCAAAAUGAUGUCCGUCACUUGACGUCAGGCAACUGGGAGGUGACCAAGAUAUUAGCUUAUGAUGAGGGGGAGCAAACCAUAUAUUUUAUCAGUACUCAAGACUCCCCACAAAAGAGACACGUGUACAGUGCAUCUACUAUUGGUCUGUUCUCUCAACGAUGUUUGACCUGCGAGAUGAACCAGGAAGCAUGCACGUUCUUCGAUGCAGCCAUCAGCCCGAACAAACAGCAUGUUAUUCUACAGUGUAAAGGUCCCGGUGCUCCAUCUGUGAUGCUGCAGAGUUUUAAUGAUGUAAACACUUACUUUAUAUUGGACAACAACAUGCCGCUGAGAGCUGCCUUGGAAAUCAAAAAGAUCUCUAAGUCAGAUGUCAGGGUUCUUCCAAGUGAAGACUUUGAGCUGCCUUUGAAACUCACCUAUCCACUUGACUUUUCUGAAUCUCUUCUCUAUGGCCUUCUUUUGAUUGUUGGUGGUGGGCCUGGCAGUCAGUCGGUGAGUGAUGAGUAUGAGCUGGGUUGGGACUCGGUGCUGGUGAGUUGUGAUGAGGUGAUCGUGGCCAGGCUGGACGGCAGGGGGACAGGCUUCCGGGGCCUGAGAGUCCUGCAGCAGGUCCACCAGCGCCUGGGUACCGUGGAUGUUCAGGACCAGAUAGCUGCAUUGGAAUACUUGAUGACACUCCCAUACAUUGACCGCGCGCGGAUCGGAAUCUACGGAAAGGGAUACGGUGCUUACCUCACCUUGAUGCUUCUGAGGUCCACUGCGCUGAUUAAGUGUGCAGCUGCUAAUUCCCCAGUGAUUGACUGGAAACUUUACGCUUCAGCAUUUUCAGAGCGAUACUUUGGCCUGACGUCAAAGAACGACAACAGAUAUCAAGUUUCUAGAGUGCUUCCAAAUAUGAAAGGACUGCAAGGAAACAUGAUGAAAGGACCGCAAGGACCGGAUUUUCUGUUGAUUCAUGGAACCGCUGAUGCAAAUGUUCAUUUCCAACAUUCAGCAGAGUUGAUUAAGCAUUUGAUCAAAAUUGGAGCGAACUACACAAUGCAGCUCUACCCAGACGAGGGCCACUUCCUGUCCCUGCAGAGCCAGAAGCACCUGUCUGAGUCCCUGGUUGGCUACUUCAGAACAUGUUUUCAGGACUUCAGCACACCGCUACCUGAGGAGAUAGGCAAAGAGGAUGAUGACUGACAGGGUUGGGGUUUGAUGGUGACUGACAGGGUUGGGGUUAGAUGGUGACUGACAGGGUUGGGGUUAGAUGAUGACUGACAGGUUUAGAGUUAGAUGAUGCCUGACAGGGUUAGAUUUAGAUGGUGACUGACAGGAGGACGUGCAGACGGGCCGUGUGUGGAUCUGGGAUCGCUAUGUUGAAGCAGUACAAUGACUGCUCUGCCCUCGCGAGGGAUGUUUGGUGUUGAUUAGGUGUCCAAUGUAGGCAAGACAUACAGUUGAAGUUGGAAGUUUACAUACACUUAUGUUGGAGUCAUUAAAACUAGUUUUUCAACCACUACACAUAUUUCUUGUUAACUUCUCUGGGAUAUGUGGGACGCUAACGUCCCACUUUGCCUAAAGCCAGUAAAAAUGCAGAGCGCCAAAUUCAAAUAAAUUACUAUAAAAAUCAAACUUUCAUGAAAUCACACAUGAAAGACACCAAAUUAAAGCUACACUUGUUGUGAAUCCAGCCAACAUGUCUGAUUUCAAAAAGGAUUUACGGCAAUAGCACACUAUAUACUACUAUAUAUACUGAUUAUGUUAGGUCAGUAUAUAGCCACAGAAAACACAGCCAUUUUUCCAGCCAAAGAGAGGAGUAACAAAAAGCAGAAAUAGAGAUAAAAUGAAUCACUAACCUUUAAUGAUCUUCAUCAGAUGACACUCAUAGGACUUCAUGUUACACAAUACAUGUAUGUUUUGUUCGGUAAAGUUCAUAUUUAUAUCCAAAAAUCUGAGUUUAGGCGGGACGCUACUGUCUCACUUGGCCAAAGGCCAGAGAAAAUGCAGAGCGCCAAAUUCAAAUAAAUUACUAUAAAAAUCAAACUUUCCUUAAAUCAAACAUGAAAGAUACCAAAUUAAAGCUACACUGGUUGUGAAUCCAGCCAACAUGUCAGAAUUCAAAUAGGCUUUUCGGCGAAAGCAAACAAUGCUAUUAGCUGAGUUAGCACCAUAGUAAACAAAGAGAGAGAAGCAUAUUUCAACCCUGCAGGCGCGACACAAAAUGCAGAAAUAAAAAUAUAAUUCAUGCCUUACCUUUGACGAGCUUCUGUUGUUGGCACUCCAAUAUGUCCCAUAAACAUUACAAAUGGUCCUUUUGUUCGAUUAAUUCCGUCGAUAUAUAUCCAAAAUGUCCAUUGAUUUGGCGCGUUUGAUCCAGAAAAACACCGGUUCCAACUUGUGAAACGUGACUACAAAAUAUCUCAAAAGUUAUCAUUAAACUUUGCCAAAACAUAUCAAACUACUUUUGUAAUACAACUUUAGAUAUUUUUUAACGUAAAUAAUCGAUACAAUUAAAGACGGGAUGAUCUGUGUUCAAUACAAGAUUAAAACAAACUGUAGCUAGCCUUCUGGUCAUGUGUCUCUAACAAACAGGACACUUCGAGUGACCCUCGUUCAAGAUGGCCGUACUUCUUCAUUACACAAAGGAAAAACCCUCAAGCAAUUUCUAAAGACUGUUGACAUCCAGUGGAAGCGGUAGGAGUGCAAGAAGGUCAAUUAGAAAUCUGUAUUCCCAAUGAAAAUCCAUUGAAAAGAGAGUGACCUCAAAAAAAAUAAUCUGAAUGGUUUGUCCUCUGGGUUUUGCCUGCUAAAUAAGUUCUGUUAUACUCACAGACAUGAUUCAAACAGUUUUAGAAACUUCAGUGUUUUCUAUCCAAAUCUACUAAUACUAUGCAUAUCCUUUCUUCUGGGGAUGAGUAGCUGGCAGUUGAAUUUGGGUAUGCUUUUCAUCCAAACGUGAAAAUGCUUCCCCCUAUCCCAGAGAAGUUAACAAACUUUAGUUUUGGCGAGUUGGUUAGGACAUCUACUUUGUGCAUGACACAAGUAAUUUUCCAACAAUUGUUUACAGACAGAUUAUUUCACUUAUAAUUCACUGUAUCACAAAUCUAGUGGGUCAGAAGAUCACAUACACUAAAUUGACUGUGCUUUUAAACAGCUUGUAAAAUUAGAGAAAAUGAUGUCAUGGCUUUAGAAGUUUCUGAUAGGCUAAUUGACAUCCUAUGGGUCAGUUGGAUGUGUACCUGUGGAUAUAUUUCAAGGCCUACUUUCAAACGCAGUGCCUCUUUGCUUGACAUCAUAGGAAAAUCAAAAUAAAUCAGCCAAGACCUCAGAAAAAUAAUUGUAGACCUACACAAGUCUGGUUCAUCCUUGGGAGCAAUUUCCAAACGCCUGAAGGUACCACGUUCAUCUGUACAAACAAUAGUACACAAGCAUAAACACCAUAGGACCACGCAGCCGUCAUACCGCUCAGGAAGGGGACACGUUCUGUCUCCUAGAGAUAAACGUACUUUGGUGCAAAAAGUGCAAAUCAAUCCCAAAACAACAGCAAAGGACCUUGUGAAGAUGCUGGAGGAAACAGGUACAAAAGUAUCUAUAUCCACAGUAAAAUGAGUCCUAUAUCGACAUAACCUGAAAGGCUGCUCAGCAAGGAAGAAGCCACUGCUCCAAAACCGCCAUAAAUUAGCCGGACUACGGAUUGCAACUGCUCUUGGGGACAAAGAAGAUAUUUUUGGGAGAAAUGGUCUGAUGAAACAAAAAUAUAACUGUUCGGCCAUAAUGACCAUCGUAAUGUUUGAGGAAAAAGGGGGAGGUUUGCAAGCCGAAGAACACCAUCCCAACCGUGAAGCACGGGGGUGACAGCAUCAUGUUGUGGGGGUGCUUUGCUGGCGGAGGGACUGGUGCACUUCACAAAAUAGAUGGCAUCAUGAGGCAGGAAAAUUAUGUGGAUAUUUUGAAGCAACAUCUCAAGACAUCAGUCAGGAAGUUAAUGCUUGGUCGUAAAUGGGUCUUCAAAAUGUACAAUGACCCCAAGCAUACUUCCAAAGUUGUGGCAAAAUGGCUUAAACUUCUUAUGGCUGCAAUCCCGUUAACGGGAUGAUAUGAUAACAGCCAGUGAAAGUGCAGGGCGCCAAAUUCAAACAACAGAAAUCUCAUAAUUAAAACUCCUCAAACAUACAUGUAUCUUAUACCAUUUUAUAGGUAAUCUUGUUGUUAUCCCACCAAAGUGUCCGAUUUCAAAUAGGCUUUACAGCGAAAGCACCACAAAUGAUUAUGUUAGGUCACCGCAAAAUCACAGAAAAACACAGUCAGUUUUCCAGCCAAAGACAGGAGUCACAAAAAGCAGAAAUAGAGAUAAAAUGUAUCACUAACCUUUAAUGAUCUUCAUCAGAUGACACUCAUAGGACUUCAUGUUUCAAAAUACAUAUAUGUUUUGUUCGAUAAAGCUCAUAUUUAUAUCCAAAAACCUCAGUUUACAUUGGCGCCAUGUUCAGAAAUGCCUCCAAAAUAUCCGGAGAAAUUGCAGAGAGCCACAUCAAAUAACAUAAAUACUCAUCAUAAACUUUGAUGAAAGAUACGUGUUUUACAUAGAAUUAAAGAUACACUUGUUCUUAAUGCAACCGCUGUGUCAGCUUUCAAAAAGCUUUACGGCAAAAGUACAACAUUCAAUAAUAUGAGAACAGCGUUCAGCCACAAAAGGAAGCCAUACAGUUACCCGCCAAAUUGUGCAGUCAACAAAACUCAUAAAAAGCAUUUUAACUCUUCACUUUCCUUUGCUGAUCUUCGUCGGAAUGCACUCCCAGGACUCCCACUUCCAUAAGAAAUGUUUGUUUUGUUCGGUAAUGUCCAUCAUUUAUGUCCAAAUAGCUAUUUUUGUUAGUGUGUUUGGUAAACAAAUCCAAAGUAAGAAAGAGCGUUCACUAAAAGCUGACGAAAUGUCAAAAAGUUCCGUAACAGUCAGUAGAAACAUGUCAAACGAUGUAUUGAAUCAAUCUAUAAAAUGUUUUUAACAUACAUCUUGAAUAACGUUCCAACCGGAGAAUUACAUUGACUUUAGAUGUGCGAUGGAACAGAGCUCCCUCUCAUGUGAACGCGCAUGGUCAGAGCAUGGCCAGGUCAUGGUAGACCUGACUAUUUCCUGUCUCCUUCGGCCCCACUUCACAGUGGAGGCAUAAGACAAGGUUCUACAGACUGUUGACAUCUAGUGGAAGCCGUAGGAAGUGCAAAGUCAUCCAUAUCCCACUUUGUGUUCAAUAGGGGCUGUGUUGAAAAUCGACCAACCUCAAAUUUCCACUUCCUGUUAAGAUUUCUUCUCAGGUUUUUGCCUGCCAUAUGAGUUCUGUUAUACUCACAGACAUCAUUCAAACAGUUUUAGAAACUUCAGAGUGUUUUCCAUCCAAUAUGAAUAAUAAUAUGCAUAUAUUAGCAACUGGAACUGAGGAGCAGGCAGUUUACUAUGGGCACCUCUGUGCACCUUUCAUCCAAGCUACUCAAUACUGCCCCUGCAGCCAUAAGAAGUUUUAAGGACAACAAAGUCAAGGUAUUGGAGCGGCUAUCACUAAGCCCUGACCUCAAUCCUAUAGAACAUUUGUGGACAGAACUGAAAAAGUGUGUGCGAGCAAGGAGGACUACUAACCUGACUCAGUUACACCAGCUCUGUCAAGAAGAAUGGGCCAAAAUUCACCUAACUUAUUGUGGGAAGCUUGUGGAAGGCUACCCGAAACGUUUGACCCAAGUUAAACAAUGUAAAGGCAAUGCUACCAAAUACUAAUUGAGUGUAUGUAAACUUCUGACCCACUGGGAAUGUGAUGAAAGAAAUAAAAGCUAAAAUAAAUCCCUCUCUACUAUUAUUCUGACAAUUCACAUUCUUAAAAUAAAGUGGUGAUCCUAACUGACCUAAGACAGAGAUUGUUUACCAGGAAUAAAUGUCAGGAAUUGUGAAAAACUGAGUUUAAAUGUAUAUGGCUGUGGUGUUUGUAAACUUCCGACUUGUAGCUGUGGGGUAAUGUGAUGUGUGUGUGUGUGUGUGUGUGUGUGUGUGUGUUUGGUUUGUGUGUGCGUGCGUGCGUGCAUGCGUGCUUGCAACAUAAAGGACUACAGAUCAUGGAGGCUUUUUCUUUGUAGAAUAACACAGUGGUAGGACAGAAUCUGAGGGUUAAAUGUUAUUUUUUAAAUUUUUUAAAUUCCACUUAGUGAUACACUGGUUUCUCCCUUCACAGCUUUUACCAUCAGCUGUAUCGUUAUACUGUGAAAGCAUACUUUUGUUGACGCCCACAUUUAUCCACAUUAUUCCAAUUGUAAUAAGCAUCAACACAACUCUACCGCUUUCCGUCUGUCUUAUCCCAUUCCUACCUGUGCUCUAAUAAUGCUUACAUUUUACUUUCAGUUACUGACAUGCGCACAUAUUAGGUGAUGUUACAUACGAUAUAACACCAUGUAUUAUGUGAUAAAGUGCUAUUUUUCAUGUCUUAUGAUAUGCUGUUUUCAGCUGUAUGUUUACAGUAUACAGUGUGUAUAUCUUUGAGAUAUGUGUCGCAGGGGUUUAUCUAUAAGAAUAUUGUAUGAGUUUACGGUCUUUGUUUUUGCUGGGGUUUGUUACACUUCAGAUUAAUAGCCAUUGUCUUUGGAUUAAUUGAACAAUAAAGAAGUUUAGAAAACAA